This is a messenger RNA of Triticum aestivum (bread wheat), 1122 nucleotides long. RefSeq lists its product as uncharacterized. The coding region runs from base 1 to 597 and encodes 198 amino acids. NCBI's taxonomy places the organism in Eukaryota, Viridiplantae, Streptophyta, Magnoliopsida, Poales, Poaceae. The transcript has 2 exons. The record is from RefSeq and is a predicted model, not a curated record.
AUGUAUAUAUGCGUCCAAACCCUAGUCCUAGGAUCUGUCCCAUCAUUCUUUUCCCAUCCCGCCGCCGCCACACUCCCGCAUCCACCUCAGGAUCCUCUCACAUCGGAUCGAUCCAAUCGACCAGCGCCACAUCACCUCCUCCUCCAUCCACAGCUGCCCUCCUCUGCUCGUUCUUCCCCAAGCAUCUCCUUCUUGUCGGUGCUUCCCCGCGUAGCAAGCAGGAGCCGCAACCCCUGCUUCCUCUCGUGCUUCCCGCGCCCCGCCGCGAGCAGCACCAGCGCCUGCAUCCCCGUCGGCCUUUGGCCCUGCAGCAACGUCGUCGGAGCACCGAAUCAGGAGGCUUCUGCACCAUGCCGUCAAAUGAAGCUUUGUAGCCGCCAUGCCCAACGCCUCCCAGGGAGCUCCUUGCAGCCUUCCGUCCGCUCCGUCUCUUGCCGGACCUCGCCGGACCACUUCAUCCAUGGCGCCGUCCUCGCCUCGUCUCGAUCCGGUGGAUUCGAACGCCAAGUCCUUGCCGUCCAGGAGCUCCAACCUCGCCCUACCGCAUCCGAGUGGGUUCCCGACCGGCCGGAACUCGUCUGCUUCGCAAGUCUUUGAACCACGCCGCCUUGUUGUACCUCACCGAACUAGAAGGAGUGAACUCCAUGGACACCCAUCCCCUUGCAGCACCAGCCGCCACUGGGAGCAUCACAUCGCGCCGCCCUGGUUCUGCAUCCUCUCCGGACCUCCCCUACUUUGCCUUGGUCCGCUGCCGCUGCCCAUCACGUCGCCCUUCGCCAAGUUCUAGAAGCCGUCGGCGACCUCUAUUCGCUCUGCACGCAUCAAGCAGAGGAGCUCGAUUGACCCCGCUCCUAAUCAUCUUUGUUGACCUGGUCCAGUUGAUCGCCAGAUCUACACCGCGCGUGGGCCAGCCGGCCCAGCCGCUCCCCUGUGCCGCGCAAGGCCCAGCGCCGCUGGCCUCCUCUGCCAAGCCGGGCCGAGGCCCACUAGGGGAAGACACCCCCAGCGCCUCCUUUUUUCCUUCUAUUGGGCUGACCAAUUUUGGCCUAUUUCAUGUUUUUUUCUCUAGAACGAUUUUCCUUUUAAUCCAGAGAACACAUGUUUUACAGUUUGGCCCCUAAA